Messenger RNA from Solanum dulcamara, 266 nucleotides. RefSeq names its product 40S ribosomal protein S21-like. Lineage: Eukaryota; Viridiplantae; Streptophyta; Magnoliopsida; Solanales; Solanaceae. Gene Ontology annotation, biological process: endonucleolytic cleavage to generate mature 3'-end of SSU-rRNA from (SSU-rRNA, 5.8S rRNA, LSU-rRNA); endonucleolytic cleavage in ITS1 to separate SSU-rRNA from 5.8S rRNA and LSU-rRNA from tricistronic rRNA transcript (SSU-rRNA, 5.8S rRNA, LSU-rRNA); translation. The record is from RefSeq and is a predicted model, not a curated record. Gene Ontology annotation, molecular function: structural constituent of ribosome. The coding region runs from base 1 to 249 and encodes 82 amino acids. The transcript has 3 exons. Gene Ontology annotation, cellular component: ribosome; cytosolic small ribosomal subunit.
AUGCAGAACGACGAGGGACAGAACAUGGACCUUUACAUCCCGAGGAAGUGCUCUGCUACUAACAGGCUGAUCACUUCCAAGGAUCAUGCAUCUGUUCAGCUCAACGUUGGGCAUUUGGAUGAGUCUGGCCGAUACACUGUCCAGUUCACCACUUAUGCACUCUGUGGAUUUAUUCGUGCCCAGGGAGAUGCCGAUAGUGCUCUUGAUAGGCUCUGGCAAAAGAAAAAAGCUGAAGUUGGACAACAAUGAAGUAUAUUUGUUUUUAU